AUGGAUACUCUCUUAACCGCCGAGAUUGCGGCCAACGCACCCCGCUACCGCCGCAGAAGCUCAACCUUCAUCGAUGGCAUCCACGAUGUCACCGAGGGCCAAGAUUUGGCCCCUGCCCAGCUAUACAGCACCAUGUCAGGUCGCCUGUUCCACUCUGGUCGGAUAGCUAUCGCCAUGGUCGGGCCGCCCGCCAGAGGAAAGACUCACAUCUGCGUCUCCAUGGCACGUUAUCUGCAAUGGCUAGGUGUCAAAACCCGCAUCUUUCACCUAGGAGACUACCGUAGGGCCACUGUUGGCCCUGGCGGAGCUGUCCCUGAAGACUACUUCUUUCCCAAUGCAUCGCCCGCCUCGGUGAUCCUUCGUCAGAAGAUCCUCAAGAAGUGCCGGGAAGACAUAUAUUCCUGGUUGAACCACGAUAACGGCCAGGUUGCUAUCUACGACGCAGUCAACCCGACAGCAAGUGGACGGCGAUCUUUGGCCAAGGAGUUUGCAAAGCAUGAUGUCCAGACAUUGUUCAUUGAAUCGUUUGUGGACGACGAGCGCAUCCUGCGAGAGAAUGCCAGAAACGUCAAGAUAUCUUCACCCGACUUUGCCGGCAUGGAACCUGACGAAGCAGCCAUGCUGUAUCUGAGACGGAUCGAGAUGAAGAUACCCGUCUUCGAGACUAUGAAUGAGAAGGAACUCAACUACAUCAAGAUGAUCAAUGCAGGCACAAAGUUCUUUUACAACAACGUCAGCUUCAACUACCUCUCCCACCGAAUCGUCUUCUACCUCACGAACCUUCACAUCAAGUCUCGAAAGACCUUCUUCGCUCGGGCCGGCACUUCCACAGAGGAAGAUUUGUACAAAGCCGAUGCUCCCCUAUCACAGGAAGGCAAGGAGUACGGAGAGAAGAUGACUGAGACACUUCUAAAGCAUCGCGAGCAGGAGAGACUGACACAUAUUGCCGGGGGCGGGUCAAAUGUGCCCCUGCCUCCCGUCGCCGUAUGGACUUCAACACGGCUGCGCACCAUUCAGACGGCCGACAGCCUCAAAGAGAAGGGAUACAAAAUCCGACAGCGGUCACAGCUGAGCCAGAUUAACCCGGGCGUAUGCGAGAAGAUGUCUGAACGCAUGAUCCGUCAGAUCUACCCUGAUGAGGUGGAGAAGCACGAACUUGACCCGUACCAUCACCGCUAUCCCCGUGCGGAGUCAUAUCACGAUCUGGCCGUCCGCCUCGAGCCCAUCAUCCUUGAACUAGAGCGAGAGCAGUCGGACCUCCUGAUCAUUGCGCACGAGUCUGUCCUUCGUGUUCUCUACGCCUACCUCAUGCACUGCUCCACAAUGGACAUUCCGCUACUCAAGUUCCCUCGCGACGAAAUCAUCGAGAUCAUCCCCGCAGCUUACCAGAACGAGGCUAAGCGAAUCCACAUCCCCGGCCUCGACCCCAAAAUGGUUCCCGGUUCUCCGCAAGACAUCAAGAUCCCUGUCCCAGGAAGUGCUAUCCAGAGCGCCCAGCUGAGCCCAAUUGCCAGUGGCAUCGUCAGCCCAGCCGAACCUGUGGGGCGGCCACCGGAGAAGGUCAUCAACACGGCCAAGGACAUGGUUGCGGACAAGGUAGAUGAUGAGGACUAG
This is a messenger RNA of Ilyonectria robusta, 1614 nucleotides long. Its product is annotated as 6-phosphofructo-2-kinase-domain-containing protein. Gene Ontology annotation, biological process: fructose 2,6-bisphosphate metabolic process; fructose metabolic process. The record is from RefSeq and is a predicted model, not a curated record. The transcript has 6 exons. Gene Ontology annotation, molecular function: 6-phosphofructo-2-kinase activity; ATP binding; fructose-2,6-bisphosphate 2-phosphatase activity. Gene Ontology annotation, cellular component: cytosol. The coding region runs from base 1 to 1614 and encodes 537 amino acids. NCBI's taxonomy places the organism in Eukaryota, Fungi, Ascomycota, Sordariomycetes, Hypocreales, Nectriaceae.